Messenger RNA from Anolis sagrei ordinatus, 948 nucleotides. RefSeq names its product olfactory receptor 4S2-like. Gene Ontology annotation, biological process: G protein-coupled receptor signaling pathway. Gene Ontology annotation, cellular component: plasma membrane. Gene Ontology annotation, molecular function: olfactory receptor activity; G protein-coupled receptor activity. Lineage: Eukaryota; Metazoa; Chordata; Lepidosauria; Squamata; Anolidae. The record is from RefSeq and is a predicted model, not a curated record.
AUGAUGCAGACUAUAAACAAUGUGACUGAAUUUGUUCUUCUUGGCCUCACCCAAAACGAUGAGCUGCAGAAAAUUUAUUUUGUGGUGUUUCUGUUCUUCUAUCUGAUCAAUGUGUUGGGAAACCUCCUGAUUAUUGUCACUGUCAUCUUGAGUUCCCGUUUGAACUCUCCCAUGUAUUUUUUCCUCAGCUACUUAUCUUUUGUAGAUAUCUGCUACUCUUCUGUAACAGGCCCCAAAAUGAUAGCUGACUUGCUUGCUGAGAAGAAAACAAUUUCAUUCAUUGGUUGCAUAGCCCAGCUCUUUGGGGUCCAUUUCUUUGGCUGCACAGAGAUUUUCAUCCUCACAGUGAUGGCAUAUGACCGGUAUAUUGCAAUCUGUAAACCGCUCCACUAUACCACCAUUAUGACCAAGCAGGUAUGUGGGCAGAUGGUGGCAUGCUCAUGGUUUGGAGGGCUUAUGCACUCUUUGGUGCAGACACUUGUGACCACACACCUUCAGUUUUGUGGACCCAAUGAAAUUGACCAUUAUUUCUGUGAUGUUCACCCAUUACUGCAACUGGCUUGCACAGAUACAUAUGUUGCUGGCAUCAUAGUGGUGGCCAACAGCGGGAUGAUUGCUCUGAGUUGCUUCCUCAUCUUGGUUGUGUCAUACAUUGUCAUUUUGGUCUCCUUGAGAUCUCGCUCUUCUGAAGGGCGCCGCAAGGCUCUCUCUACUUGUGCCUCCCACAUCACAGUAGUCAUUUUAUUUUUUGGUCCAUGCACCUUUACCUACAUACGUCCUUCCAGCAACUUCUCAGAAGACAAGUCAGUGGCUCUGUUUUAUACAGUCAUCACUCCCAUGUUAAACCCAUUGAUCUAUACAUUAAGAAAUGCGGAGAUGAAGAAUGCCAUGAAAAAAUUGUGGCACAGGAAAGUGUCCUCGAGUGAGAAGACAAAAAUGUGAACACAA